UGCUCAGUAGUGGACGUUCCACGGCAGUGCUGUAUUUGCGUUUCGUUGAAUUUUUUUCAGGAACACCAGACCGCAAUGGACCUUCAGCAUUAGCCGCCGUGAAAACUGUGAAUCGGAAUCGGAAGUUAGAGGCUGCGACGUUCGAGAGACGUUCGAAAAUCUUGCAGAAUGAUGCGAUUCAUGCUGCUGUUCAGUCGGCAGGGGAAGCUGCGACUGCAGAAAUGGUACACGGCUACAGCGGAACGAGACAAGAAGAAGAUGGUCAGGGAGCUGAUGCAGAUAGUUCUUGCCCGCAAACCAAAGAUGUGCAGUUUUCUUGAAUGGAGGGACCUUAAGAUUGUCUAUAAAAGGUAUGCCAGCCUAUAUUUUUGUUGUGCUAUAGAAGAGCAGGACAACGAACUGAUUACACUGGAGAUCAUCCACCGCUUUGUGGAGCUGCUGGAUAAAUAUUUUGGCAGUGUGUGUGAGCUGGACAUAAUCUUUAACUUUGAGAAGGCUUACUUCAUUUUAGACGAAUUCCUGAUGGGAGGAGAGAUCCAGGACACAUCCAAGAAGAGCGUCCUCAAAGCCAUCGAACAAGCUGAUCUGCUGCAGGAGGAGGAUGAGUCUCCCAGGAGUGUAUUGGAGGAGAUGGGUUUGGCGUAGUCCCAGUGAAACUAAGAAGUUCGAGACAAAAGGCAGGAGGAGGCAGGACAGUUUGGACUCUGGGAUCCGAGAGCAACAUUUCCUCUGGGGAUAAGACUCAGUGGAUCCUUGCAUUGGACUGGCCCUUUGGCUCUCUUUUUUGUUUGUGUGUGUGUGCGUGGGUGUGUGUGCGUGUGUGUCUGCAUUAUCAAAGUGUGGGAUAAUGGUAAUGGGCUAUAUUUAACUUUUAUGUGCCUGGAGGAGCAGUGCAUGUUCUGAUUGUUACAGAUGUGACACAGUUUGAAGCUUCGCUGUGAUUUCAGUCAUACUGAGGCAGGCUUGCAGGCUGAUAUAAACGCUCGUCAAGCAAGCAAAGCCAGGCCUGGAUGUAGGCCUGCCGAUCACAACUGAAUGUGAACGAGGACUGGGUCAGAGCAUCGAAGCACUGCGUGAGGUCACAGGUUCUAUAAGUGUGUCCAGAACCAGGUUUAUUCCAGGCAAGUCAGGUGAAAACAAAUCAUUCUCAACUCUGACCUGAAAUUGUGGCUGUAAAGACUUGAGCUCUCUUUGGUGGAUCAGAGCUCAAGCCAUGUGCCUCCAGCUAUCUCCAUGACAACGGACAUCAAACAUGCUCAGAACCGGCUCAGGACUGAGGCGAGAGUUUUGUUCCGAUUCGUUUUCUGUCUUCAUUCAAAUUUCUCCUUAAUCUAGAAUUGCUGAUCAACCGUCAGACUUGUUAAUUCGAUGCUUCUUGAUAGUUGAAGAUUCCACUUUGUUUAUGUAAUCUCACUGAAAACUAAAAUGAUAAACUUCUUCAAUGAAAAUGAACCCAAGACAUUCAAUCGUUUCUUGAGCCAUUAGUUUGUGUUGACUGCAGUUCCCAACCAAAAUGGAGAUGUGAGAGAGGUACAUAUCUUCCCAGAACCGGAUGCUGGUUCUGGGUUUUAAUGCUACGGCGGGAUAACUAUUAUAAAAAAAGAUAAAAUGUUAUUUAAAGGAGAUGUAUUUUGCAAAUUUUGCCUUUUGCAUGUUUUUGUACUUCCAUUUAUGUUUCUACUGCUUCUAAGUCCAAAUGCUUAAAAAAACACUAAGGCAAUACGUUGAUGUUUUUUGGUGUCUGGAAAAUGAGACUUUUUUUUAAAACCUCCAGAAUGAACAAAUUAGCAGCCACUGCCCCUCACCUAUCAACCCCAUCAAAGUCCAGCCUGUCACCUAGCAACCCAAGCUGAGCGCCAGCACAUGUGGUCAGCUGGUUUUACUUCUAUAUACUCUGUACAACAGAAGCAGCUGCUAACAUCACAGAGAGGUUUAUUACUGACAGCAACCUCAGUGAGCAUAAAUACGACUCAUAAGUAAACAGGUUCAAUACUAAGCAACAGUCAAUAGUACAACAUUCACGCCCCCUUGUGGUGGAAGAGAGUUGUCACAGUUUGAAUUGCAACACCUACAGUUUAAGUAGUUCUACUUCAGUACAUUUUUUGGAUGCUCUACCCACCUCUAUAUAAUCAUUACAAGUUUUGCUUUACUGAGGAAGAUUCAGUAAAAUAGGAGGAGCCUACUAAAAAAAAAAAACGGUUUAUGUCUCUGGAAAAAUGAACAGACCACUGCACUGAAGCCCAUUGAAAAGCUCCUGAUUAUUCCACCAAAUACUGAUUUCUGAACUCUUCCUGACUUAAAACAUUAGUAUUGUUGUUUCUAAAUGAAUGUGAACUUGUGAUGUCAUCAUUUGAGAUCUGAAAGCGCUGCAUCCCUUUCAUUAUUUUGAGCAUUUGUCAUUUCCUGCAAAUAAAUGCAAAAUUUUUGCUUUGAA
Poeciliopsis prolifica (blackstripe livebearer) is the source of this 2434-nucleotide messenger RNA. It is a transcript of the gene ap1s1, whose product is annotated as adaptor related protein complex 1 subunit sigma 1. Gene Ontology annotation, biological process: vesicle-mediated transport; intracellular protein transport. Gene Ontology annotation, molecular function: clathrin-cargo adaptor activity. The transcript has 5 exons. Gene Ontology annotation, cellular component: intracellular membrane-bounded organelle; AP-1 adaptor complex; membrane coat. Lineage: Eukaryota; Metazoa; Chordata; Actinopteri; Cyprinodontiformes; Poeciliidae. The record is from RefSeq and is a predicted model, not a curated record. Bases 169 to 645 code for a protein of 158 amino acids.